CGCGUCCCACAUUCUCUCGCCUCAUUCACCCGCGGAAUAUCCCACACAACACAACACACGCCGCAAGAGAGAGAGAGAGAUGGAAGAGGAAGGGGUGGUGAUGCCGCCGCCAGUCGUGGUGGUGGUGGAGGAGGAGGUUGUGCAGCCGCCGCCGAUGCUGGAGGAGGAGGAGGACUGGGUGACGGUGACGCUGGGGCACGCGGAGCAGUGCAGGCACCUCGUCGCCGCCGGGGUGGAAAAUGUCAUCGCCUGCUCCCAGGCCGCCCGCGUGACGCUCCUCGAGGUCGCGGCGGUGCUGCGAGACGACCCCAUCGACGCAGCGGAGACCAUCUACACCGACUUGCUCGAGGCCGUGUCCCGCGGCAUGGAUUCGCUCCUCCUCGGGCCCGCCGCGCAGAUCGUCGACAGCCUCUUCAACUGGCCCGGGCCGCUCGCGGGCGCCAUCGACGUCGCUACGGUCCUCCUACCCGACGCGGAGCCACUCGAAAAGGUCCGUCGCGAACUCCAGCUCCUCGUCGAUGUCGUCCACGCCGAGGCCGGGCACUUCUUCACGUUCUACACCGACAAUCUCGGUCUCGCUGCCCUCCCCGGCGGCGAAGGCGCGUACAAUCUCUGGGUCUUGGACCACCUCCACGCCGACGACCUGGCAAGGGAGGCGCUGCAGGCGCUGAACGUCGCCGUUGAGAGGAGCCUUGCGGCUGACCUCGACGUCCGUUUCUGCGGGAUCAUGCCCGCGUCGCGGGUGCGACCCGGGGCCGGGCCGCUCUUGCCGUUGGCGGUGCAGAGGCUGAACCAGACCGUCACCGCGGUCGACGACGCGCUGACGGCGCUGGACGACAUGCGAGACACCUUGGUGGAGCUGGAGCAGUCCGCGCUCAACGUCAUCGGCCAGGAUCCUCCGCCUCCAUGAUCGACUGGACCAGGCGCGAUGCGGGCUCGUCGCUUCCGUCGACACGAGGACGCUGAUCCCGCAACGCGCCAAGCUCUUCAUCCCCCGAGUCCGAGGCUCCGAGCGCAUCCGCAAGCUACGUACGCGCCUAGUUAGGUAGAUCAACACCAACUCCAGUAGUAAGUGUCUCGGUUCGAUCUCUCGUCUAGCUUGUUCGUCCCCUGCAGGUUUUGUUGGAUCGAUGUUACCUGCUUUUCCAGUUCUGA
Molecule: messenger RNA, 1155 nt
Organism: Triticum aestivum (bread wheat)
Lineage: Eukaryota; Viridiplantae; Streptophyta; Magnoliopsida; Poales; Poaceae
Source: RefSeq, a predicted model, not a curated record